AUGUCUGAUUUCGGCAAUCAGGGCCCAGACUUUGGAGAGAUGACACGAAGUCUCAAUACUAUCAUUUCCCGCCUCGCUUUCCACGAUAUGCGCAUCCAAGCGAACAGAGUCUUCGUUCAACAAAUUCAAGACCAAAUGCACGCCAUCAGCCUCUGCUUGGGAAGCGAAAAUGGAGAGAUCAGUGAGGAUCGACGCUUGAGUCUCAACACUGCCACUCGAUCACUAGAAGAACGUCUCAUUCACUUGAUGACGGAGCACCAGGCGUUGGGCCUUGAGAUCGGGCUCAAUCAAAGAAUUGCACAGAGUCAAGUAGAGAUCGUAAGUCAAUAG
Molecule: messenger RNA, 330 nt
Organism: Didymosphaeria variabile
Lineage: Eukaryota; Fungi; Ascomycota; Dothideomycetes; Pleosporales; Didymosphaeriaceae
Exons: 2
Coding region: 1-330 (109 amino acids)
Source: RefSeq, a predicted model, not a curated record